Molecule: messenger RNA, 954 nt
Organism: Daldinia loculata
Lineage: Eukaryota; Fungi; Ascomycota; Sordariomycetes; Xylariales; Hypoxylaceae
Product: alpha/beta-hydrolase
Exons: 2
Coding region: 1-954 (317 amino acids)
Cellular component (GO): membrane
Molecular function (GO): lipase activity
Source: RefSeq, a predicted model, not a curated record
AUGGGAGAUAUCAAUAUUGUCGAAGGCACAUUUGAAGUUGACGGCGUGAACCUGCACACCAAGUCCUGGCUCCCCUCCGGCCCGCCCAAAGCAAAACUCGUCGCCGUCCACGGGUUCAGCGACCACAUCGACCGGUACUACGAGCUGUUCCCGUCCCUAGCGCGCCGCGGCAUCGCCGUCCUAGGCUUCGACCAGCGCGGCUGGGGGAAAAGCGUGCGCCGCCCCGCAGACCGCGGGCGCACCGGUCCCACGGCCACCGUACUAGCAGAUCUCGCAGCCUUCAUCCGCGAGAAAGCUUUAAGUCCCUCCUCGUCCUCCUCCCAUUCCUCCCCUGCAGACGCCGUCCCAGUGUUCGUCCUAGGCCACUCCAUGGGCGGCGGUGAGGUCCUAGCCUUGGCCAGCACCCCCGCGUUCGACGACGUCGUUUCCCGCAUCCGCGGCUGGAUCCUGGAGGCGCCGUUCUUGGGGUUCGCACCUGCUGUCCAGCCUAACCGGCUGACUAUCGUGUCUGGACGUCUGGCUGCGCGCGUGGUGCCGAAUUUCACGCUGGUGCGGCCGGUGCCGCCGGAGCAUUUGUGUCGGGACCCGGCGGUGCAGGAGAGUCUGGCGGCGGACCCGCUGCUGCACUACACGGGCACGCUGGAGGGACUGUCGGGCAUGAUUGAUCGCGCGGAGGCGCUAGCGUCGGGGAGACUGAAGCUGCGGCCGCGCGUGCGCGCUGUGUUCCUCGCGCACGGCACCGCGGACAUGGUGACGAGUUACGAUCGCGUGCGGGAAUGGUGGGAGCGCCAGGGGAAGAAGGUGGAGGAUGGGAAGUUUAAGCCGUAUGAGGGUUGGGCGCACCAGUUACACGCUGACCCUGGGAAGGAGGAGUUCUAUCAAGAUGUGGGGGAUUGGAUACUGGAGAGGGCUGGUAGUGACGAUGGGAGAAGCAGACCCGAGUCUAAGUUGUGA